AUGGAGAACAUUCUCUCAUCUCUGAAUAGCCUCACUGAGACAUGGCUGACCUUUGGCUCAGCUUCCUAUCAUAUAGACCUCAACGACACCUUACUAGGUGGGCUGGGGUUGCUGCUUCUCUAUGUCUGCUACCUGAUAGUGAAACUGGUUUUACAGUCACUGUGGAAAAAGAAAUACACCCAAAAGCUGCAGGAGAAAGCCAAGGAAACCGGGGCAACUCUUAAAGAGAACUUGCUUUCUCCCACACCGCUGGGUGACUUUCUGAUACCGGAGCCAAUGCCUCCCUUGAGCCCUGAAUUUUUCCCGGACUCUACCCCACCCUAUACACUUGCCUCUUUGACUCUUCCAACAGAAGAAGCACAGGACUCAGAAGUGGUCUUCCCACCGGAAGCCACUAGAUCUCUGGUAAGCAGACCCAGUGAGGUGUCUGUUAAUGUCCCAAUAACAACAAGCACUGGCUAUGAAAGACAGCCAGCUCCAGGCCCCUCCCAGCAGCGGCCUGCGGCUGAUGAGCCGUUAUCUUCAGAUUUGGCACACUCCUUUAACCAACCUCUCCCAGACCCCCACACUUCUCAAGUCCCCUUGUGGGGAGGCCAUCUAGAGUCUGGAAACUUCUUAGCUCCUGACUCUGAUGCCCUGGUACGACUCAAAAGGCAGAACAGAAAAGGGGGUGAUUUCCAUACCACAAGCGAUCCAGAGAACAAUGAAGGUUUUAUAAAGUCACCCCAUUCUUUGGAGAAGCGGUCCUCUGCAGAACCAUCGGCUAACCCGCAGGCUUUGUCAGCCUCUCAUUUGGCAAGCAGCAAAAGCAAGCACAUGUACCAGCAGGUCCCUCAAUCCAAGACCUCUGGAGACGAUGCAGAGUCUAAACCCUCCCAGCUCUUCUGGGGUCCCCCCUCUCUACACAGUGAGGCCUUGCAUCCUACCACUCCUGCCCAGAGUGACCAUUCCCCAACACCCGUCUACUUCAACAGUAUGGCUGAAGCCUCCAUGGCCAUUACUCUCCCCACAGCCCCUCUGGUGACUGAAAGUCAGCCACAGACCUGGCUACAGACACAGUCCAGACCGCAUUCCCAAGCUGGCCCUCACACCGAGUCUCAAGCUCAGCCUCAACCCCACACCCCAGUCUUGGUUUUGACACAUUCUCCUCAGUCCCAGCUUAAAGUCUGUGGUGUACAAUUUCACAGAACUCAGGAAGCACAACCUCUUGGUCCGUCUGAAACACAGUGUCUGGAAUACAACAUCUUGAAAAAGGAGCAGGAGAAAGUGUGGGGUUUACCCUCUGUGGUCCAGAAAUCCCAGGACACUUUUUGUCCCCCACCUCCCAAGCCCUCAUUGGUGAGCCGGUCCUUCAAGUCCCAAACUCCCAGGCCCAUCCCUCUUGGAGACUUUCCCCUCACCAACGAGCUUCGUAAGAAACUGGAGCACCACCUCCGGAAGAGACUCAUUCAGCACCGCUGGGGGCUGCCGCACAGGAUCAAUGAGUCCCUGUCACUAAUGUACCCUCAGUCAGAGUUGAUGGAGCCCCUAGAGUCAGGGAGGAGUCGUGGGCUCUCCUGGAUCUCUUUCUUUAAGCAUCGAGGCAGCAUGGAGUCCUAUGCCACAGUACUCAGUGGAUCUGGAAAAUCUCGCAAUAGUACCUCAGAGAGUCAUCCCCUAGCAGGGACUGAGGUCAAAGCACAGACAUACAGUCAAGAUACUGGCCAAGAAGACCAUCUGCAGAAUAACUUCCGGGAGGCCCCAAGGAACAGUCUAGCAUCUGCUUUGAAGACAGACCAGGAGCGUCUUGCUGGGAGUCGGUCAGACCAACUCUCAAGUCUCUCACUGGUGAGCCAGUGUCAGAAAAGGAUUGAAAAUGCACUGGAAGAACACUUCCACAAGAAAACUCAAGAAAUCCACAAGGGUCAGAUGCCCAGCACCGUGGAGAAAUCCUGGCGCUCGAUCAACAAGCCACAGCCUCCACCUGAGACAACCCCCGGGGAACUGAAAGAUCUGACACCGUUGGCAGGCGAGGAAGACGCACUGAUAGAACACCAGCAUGGUUUGUUGCUCAAUCAGAGCAAAGAAAAGGUCUUGGAAGAACACAUUAAAACCUUCGGCAGGAGGAUGACAUUCGGUCUUCCCCAAAGAGUCGAGGAAUCCCUAGAGUCCUACAUGACACAAGCCGAACCGUCUCAUUAUUUCUCUCAGUUCCACAUUCACCCCCACACCGUAGCUGGAAUGGAUUCCGGCCAGUCCUCCAGGUUCCUGCAAAGACACCCGAGUGGAGACGGAAUGCGGACAAUGAAUGCCGUGCCCACCCGAGGAACGCGUCUUUCUGCUUCCUCACCUGUGAGCAAGGUAGAGCCGGCCUCUGAGCACAAGAGAGGGUUUGUAGACAAAGACCUCAGCAUAGCUCAAAGUGGCAGAGAGCCGAUCCAGUCCUGGAUACCCAGUAUGGUAGACAAAAGUAGCCUGCAACAGUCUGGAUCAAACAGACAGAGCCCAGAGCUGCCCAUGAGAAAGGACGGGCCAACAGAUGAGACACUGGCUUCCAGCACCAAGACACGGGGGCCUCAGGGGCAAAGGAGGAGCUGGAGGGAUGGCUCCAUGACUGAGGGGACCACAGAGCUACUCAAGGGACAGAAACACCCUUGUCUUCACCCACACUCCCCGAAGAUCUUGACUGUCCCCCAAGACACAUGCUCCCCAGGGAGCCACGGGAAUCCAUGUCAAGCCAUGCAGGGAAUGUCAGUUCCCCACAACCCUGAAACAUUCGAUUCUAAAAGUCGGGUGUCCAGAGGAGUCGUGUUGCCCUCAGAGAGGGGGCUUCACCUCCAGGCCACGGGCGUGCCUCACGUGUCCUCGGCCUCAGAAGAAACGACUUCCAAAUGCCAGGACCCCUCCAGUGGGAACAGGACAGCUUCUCAGGUGCUGCGGGUGUACUUGCCCACUGUGGGAGUCAGCAUGGAGCCGGGACAUGGUCCCUGGUUCCCCCCACAUGCCUCUGGCAAGUGCCGGAGCCAGGCGUGUUCCCCAGCUGCCAAGGGAGUAUCCCCACCGGCAGCCGAGUCAGGAAAAUUUGGUGGAGGGGAUGCAAGCUUAGGGUCAUCCCAAACCAGAGGAAAGAGGCACUCUGUUCAGGCCAGGGCACCAAAGGAAACACAUGGACACACAUCUUCCCUGGCACUGUCACCUAAGGGGCAGCCUCCAGAAAAUCAGUUCACCAACCCGGUGAAGUGCUUCUGGCAGUGGAUGUCCCCUGGGAGAAAACACAAAGGUCAGGAAAAGUCCCUGACCAAGGGCAGCUCCUCAUCACCAUCUGGGAAGAGCAAAAGCCUUGUCAAAGAGAGAUGUGAGUUUUUUGGGAACAUUGAAGCUCAGAGUUGUAUGAGAGACCCCGGGGUGAUCCCCAGGAAACAGUUAGAGCACAGGCAUGGGACAGUCAUCCCCUGUCCCCAGGCCACUGGGCCUUCCCUCAAGGGGUCUGAAGAAACUCGGCAGGCCCAGGCAGGGCCUGUCAAGAGGCAUCACUCCCGCAGCCAAGCUCCCCACUCUCAAGUGCAAAGGGUUGGGUCCUGCAACCCAGAACGAGGGCAGAUAACCCCCAAGAGAUGUGGCAUUGCAGGAAAAGCUGAGGUGGUGGAGACCUCCCCCAUACGUGCCUCACAGGGAACCCGAGUCCCGCCCAAAUCAACUCUGUAG
Messenger RNA from Chionomys nivalis (European snow vole), 3684 nucleotides. Its product is annotated as spermatogenesis-associated protein 31D1-like. The transcript is spliced from 3 exons. The coding region runs from base 1 to 3684 and encodes 1227 amino acids. The record is from RefSeq and is a predicted model, not a curated record. Lineage: Eukaryota; Metazoa; Chordata; Mammalia; Rodentia; Cricetidae.